This is a messenger RNA of Cornus florida, 756 nucleotides long. Its product is annotated as agamous-like MADS-box protein AGL103. The transcript has a single exon. The record is from RefSeq and is a predicted model, not a curated record. The coding region runs from base 1 to 756 and encodes 251 amino acids. Gene Ontology annotation, molecular function: DNA-binding transcription factor activity, RNA polymerase II-specific; RNA polymerase II cis-regulatory region sequence-specific DNA binding; protein dimerization activity. Gene Ontology annotation, biological process: regulation of transcription by RNA polymerase II. Lineage: Eukaryota; Viridiplantae; Streptophyta; Magnoliopsida; Cornales; Cornaceae.
AUGGCUCCUAAACCAAAAAAGGAACUUAUAAAGAAGGAACUGAUGAGAAACCAAAAAGAUCGAUAUAUUAGUUUUCGGAAGAGAAGAAAUUGUUUGGAAAAAAAGGCCUUUGAAUUAUCCACGUUAUGUGAUGUUGAUGUUUGUAUAGUUGUUUACGGUCCCAAACCAAAGGAUCACAGUCCGAUUGACGAUCAGCAACCCUACAUGUGGCCUAAAGAUCUUAAUGCAAUUCGGCACAUGUUCACAUCAUACGAACAACAAUCUCAUGUAAAUCGGAAGAAGUGGACACUUGAUUUGUCCCACUUCUUGGAAGAAGACAAUCCCAACAAUAAGAAGGAGAAAACUGAUAAUCAUCAAAGUACUAGUGCUUCUUCAGUACUUGUAAAAGUGGAGGACAAGAAAAAUAAUGACGUUCAUGAUGAAGAGACCACCAAGAAUAUCAAGUACCCUAUUUGGGAUCAUCGGUUUAACAAUCUAUCCAAGGAACAAUUGAGAAACUUGGGUACUAAAUUGGAGGAAAAUCUUGAAGCCUUCAAAACUAGACUUCAAGAAUUGAAGUCUAAUCACCAAAACGAAAACUAUUCCGGUUAUUUCAUGCCGUCAUCGGAUCAUAUUAUUGACAACCCAAUUUCUUUCUUCAGUGAUCUUGCGUGCCCGUUCCGUUGGAUCUCUCAAUGCCUGCAAAUUCAAUGGCUUCUUCUUCUUCUGGUGGCAAUGUCACAAACACUACUCCAACUUUUUAUGAUCCAAAUUUGA